CGCAGAGCUACCUCCAGGCGGAACCCGGGCGUGCGGGGCUCCUGCAACCUAAACACCCGGUGUGAAAGGAAGGUGGCCCCGGCGGGGCGGGGCGCAUGCGCGGCAGCUCCCCCUGGGGAAGGGCUGAGAGGCGGAGCGGGGCGGCCAGCUGUGAGCCGAGCGGAGCAGGGUCAGGAUGGACGAAGACGUGCUGACCACCCUGAAGAUCCUCAUCAUCGGCGAGAGUGGCGUGGGCAAGUCCAGCCUGCUCUUGAGGUUCACAGAUGAUACUUUUGAUCCAGAGCUUGCAGCAACAAUAGGUGUUGACUUUAAGGUGAAAACAAUUUCAGUGGAUGGAAAUAAGGCUAAACUUGCAAUAUGGGAUACUGCUGGUCAAGAAAGGUUCAGAACAUUAACUCCCAGCUAUUAUAGAGGUGCACAGGGUGUUAUAUUAGUUUAUGAUGUCACAAGAAGAGACACCUUUGUUAAACUGGAUAAUUGGUUAAAUGAGUUGGAAACGUACUGCACGAGAAAUGACAUAGUAAACAUGCUAGUUGGAAAUAAAAUUGAUAAGGAAAAUCGUGAAGUUGACAGAAAUGAAGGCCUGAAGUUUGCACGGAAGCAUUCCAUGUUAUUUAUAGAGGCAAGUGCAAAAACCUGUGAUGGCGUACAGUGUGCUUUUGAGGAACUUGUUGAAAAGAUCAUUCAGACGCCUGGACUGUGGGAGAGUGAGAACCAGAAUAAAGGAGUCAAACUGACACACAGGGAAGAAGGGCAAGGGGGAGGGCCCUGUGGUGGUUACUGCUCUGUGUUAUGAACUCUGGGGAGCUCCAUCUCUUGCGUAUUUGAUCGGAUAACGUCAUCUUUCUGUAUAUAAACUCUUCAACUGCUAUUUUAGGGUCCUUGCAGUUUGCACAUAUUUGUUUUGUAUCAUGGCAGUAAAUACUUGCGAGAAAUCCCACUUAUCGACUGUUUCCAGGUAAAACAUUAUGGUAAGCAUGCAUAGUUUGCAAUCUGCAGUUUUUUAUGUAACAUAAAAUAGGUGUACCUUUAUAAGUACAUUUGAUUUUAUGAUUUACAUUCAUCAUGUGAUUUUUUAAAAAUCCACUUAUCUAGUGUAUGUUGAUACAAGGUCUAUUUCUGGUGUCCUUUUCAUUUAAAUACUCAUCAAUUACUGAAUUAAUUGGUAUGUAGAACUCCUAGGACCACUGAGAGACAUACAGGUAUCAUCAAACCUGGCAAAUUUCCCUUCAGAAAUAACAAAGAGCAUGAUUCCAUAACUUUUCUAGGAUGUUUGCUGAUGGAUUCUCUUUUAGUACUAAGCCAAUUUCUCUUUACAGGAUGUAGUCCAGGCCAAUUUAUAAUUAAAUCUCUGUUUGUUCUGAUGAUGCUUCUAAAAUAGCAUCGAUAUGUUAAAGAAGUUUGGUCUUACUUUUAAUUUAGUUCACAAGUAGCUCAGUUGCUUAACUGGAGUUUUAAUUCUGUGAUAUGUACAUGGGAUUCAUGACCCUUUGUGCAGCAUUUUUGCUUAUGUGGUAUUUGACAGGAUGGCAAUAAGGUUUCCCCCCAUUUUGUUUUCAGAAGGACAGGAAUGGUGUGUUUACGUAACUCAUGUAGUACUUUGACCACUUUUAGAAACAACACCUUUUUCCAUAAAUGUUGGUGGUGUUUGUGCAAGCACUUCAGUCGUAGCUUGUGUAAUGUUAAUGAAUAUCUGUAUCUUAUGACUUCCAUAAAUGGCUAGUUGAUACUCAAAAGCCUACUUCUGUGUUUUGAGGGUUGGGGGAAAAGACACUAAAUUAUAAUUUGAGAAAGGCAUAUUGCUUCCAGAUUUUGAUGUGUGUGGGAAAAUACUGUUGCAAUGAAAAUCUUGGUAAUUUACUGUAACAAGUAGCCAAUAGUUUAUCAAAACCAACUUGUACAGACUAAUAAAUCUUUUCCACAGUAUUCAGUUUUCUAA
Molecule: messenger RNA, 1939 nt
Organism: Orcinus orca (killer whale)
Lineage: Eukaryota; Metazoa; Chordata; Mammalia; Artiodactyla; Delphinidae
Gene: RAB18
Product: RAB18, member RAS oncogene family
Exons: 7
Coding region: 176-796 (206 amino acids)
Molecular function (GO): GTP binding; GTPase activity
Source: RefSeq, a predicted model, not a curated record